This is a messenger RNA of Dioszegia hungarica, 960 nucleotides long. Its product is annotated as TPT-domain-containing protein. The transcript has 8 exons. The record is from RefSeq and is a predicted model, not a curated record. Gene Ontology annotation, molecular function: antiporter activity. Gene Ontology annotation, cellular component: Golgi apparatus. NCBI's taxonomy places the organism in Eukaryota, Fungi, Basidiomycota, Tremellomycetes, Tremellales, Bulleribasidiaceae. The coding region runs from base 1 to 960 and encodes 319 amino acids.
AUGAGCUCGGGACUUGGGCCAGAGAAGUUCACAGACUCGGCGGCGUACUGGUUGGGCCUGUACUUCUUCUUCAACCUGGGGUUGACGCUGUUCAAUAAAUUUGUUCUUGUCAGCUUUCCGUUUCCAUAUACUUUGACGGGUUUGCAUGCGCUAUCGGGAUGUGUUGGUUGUUAUGUAGCAUUAGAAAGAGGAUCAUUUACGCCCGCUCGCUUGACACACAGAGAAAAUUUGAUACUCUGUGCCUUCUCGGUUCUGUAUACCAUCAACAUCGCUGUUUCCAACAUCUCCCUCCAGCUCGUUACUGUCCCCUUCCACCAGGUCGUCCGUGCUUCCACACCCUUCUUCACGAUCUUGACAUCUGCAUUACUUCUCGGUACACGAUUCACGAUGGCAAAGAUGGUGGCUCUGCUGCCUGUUGUAGCGGGCGUUGGCUUUGCGACAUACGGAGACUACUACUUUACCGCCUGGGGACUGGUCUUGACCCUUCUUGGGACCUUCCUUGCUGCGCUGAAAACGGUCGCUACGAACUUGAUUCAGACCGGAGGAGGCGGACGAUUAAAGCUGCACCCCUUGGAUCUUCUCAUGCGCAUGUCGCCCCUCGCCUUCGUCCAGUGCGUCGUUUACGGUUGGUACACUGGCGAGCUCGAGCGGGUACGACAAUACGGCGCCACGCAAAUGACCCGGGGCAAGGCCAUCGCGCUGCUCAUCAACGGUGUUAUCGCUUGCGGGCUCAACAUCGUCUCUUUCACGGCCAAUAAAAAGAGCGGGCCUCUUACGAUGACCGUAUCAGCAAAUUGCAAGCAGGUCAUGACCAUCGCCCUCGCUGUCGUUCUCUUCGACCUCAAUAUAUCAAUAACGAACGCUAUCGGUAUUCUCCUCACGCUGGUCGGAGGGGUGUGGUACGGUAUGGUCGAGUAUCGGGAUAAGCAGCGGCGGCUAAGUAAGAUGGGACGAGCAUGA